Messenger RNA from Panthera uncia (snow leopard), 1631 nucleotides. Its product is annotated as immunoglobulin lambda-1 light chain-like. NCBI's taxonomy places the organism in Eukaryota, Metazoa, Chordata, Mammalia, Carnivora, Felidae. The record is from RefSeq and is a predicted model, not a curated record. Bases 91 to 1239 code for a protein of 382 amino acids. The transcript is spliced from 8 exons.
CCCUCCCUCCCUGCCUCCUCUCCUUUUUCUCACCAGUGUCUGCUGGCACCACCUGGAAAAAGCAGCUCAGACCCUGUCUUGCCCUCUGCCAUGCACCCAGGUGGUCUCCUCCCAGCAGGUGCAAUGGUGAGGUCACUCUGGUCUUCUGUGCACCUCACAGGAUUAGGAGCCAUGCUGGGUCCCCUUGCCUUUCUGGGCGCCUUUCUGUUUCUGGGCGGCCUGGCGGAAACCAGACUGGAGCAGCCGGCCUUGAUCAUGAAGCGAACCGGCAGCUCAGCCAUCCUGUCGUGCAGGGCGAGAACCAAGGUCAGCUACAUCCACUGGUACCGCCACCAGGAGGGCAAGGCUGUUCAGAGGCUCCUCAUAGUGGCACUGUACAGAUCAUAUGUACAAACGGAUUCAAUCCUGAAAGGGGACAAGGUCACGGCCAAGAGGGGCACGGAUGGCAGCAGCUGUAACCUGUUGCUGCAGAAGCUGGAGAAGAGUGACGAGGGCGUGUAUUACUGUGCUGCCUGGGAAGGUUCAUGGUGGAAUGGGUAUGGCUGGAAGAACCACAAAGUGUUCGGUCCUGGCACACUGCUCAGGGUUACAGAUAAAAGUCCUGAUGAGCACACUUCCCCCAAGCCCACGAUUUUUCUUCCUUCACCUGCUGAAAGAAAACUUCAUAAGGCUGGAACAUAUCUUUGUCUUCUUGAGGAUUUUUUCCCUGAUGUUAUCAAGAUAGAUUGGAAAGAGAAAAAUGGCAGAGCAAUUCUGAAAUCCCAGCAGGGAAACACCAUGAAGACGAAGGACACAUACAUGAAAUACACCUGGCUGACCGUGAGUGAAGAGUCAAUGGGUAAAGAACACAAAUGUGUCAUCAGACAUGAGAAGAAUAAAGGAGGUGUUGAUCAAGAGAUUCUGUUUCCUUCAAUAAACACAGAUUUGGUGGCAGCGACAGGAUCUGAAGUGGACAUCCACGGGCAUUUAGAGACAACGCGAAACACAAGGGUGGUAACUGUGAACCCUUGGAGUUCACUAUAUUCCUCACCGUUUUCAAGGGCUAUAGAUCUCACUGUUAUUAACUCUGCAAAAGCUUCUCUGAAAGAUGAAAAUGACCCCCUGCAGCUGCAGCUCGUGAACACCUCUGCCUACUGCACCUACCUCCUCCUCCUUGUCAAGAGCCUGGUCUACACCGUCAUCACCGCCAUCUGUCUGCUUGGGAGAGCGGCACUCUGUGACAAUGGGAAGAGUUCCUGACCCGUGGUGGCACAGGGUCCAUGUUUCUCCAUUGACUGUUGUCACUGAAAGUGUCUGCUAUGGGUCUAGCGGGGCUUUCUUUCUGGGUGGUUCAUUUCAGUUCACACGUUGUCUUUUUCUAUGUGUCAUCAUUGCAGAAUGGGUUUGCAAACUCCUGGGCAAACAGGAAAUGUCACUCUGCACCAAGAACAGACUCUGCCAUGAGUCAGGGGUGGGGCCAGGGGGCACCCACAGGGGCUUCAGCACCGCUCUCUCCUUCACGUCCACCAGCUCGUCAGCCACCCAGCACCCUCGCCUCUGAGUACAGCCGGCGUGCAGCUUCCAUAGCGGCCCCUGGGGCUCUUUAUACAAAUAACUGCCUGGAGGCCUUUUAUUUUACAUACAUGGAAGCC